CCUUCUCAAGUUGAAAAGCAAAACAUACCCUAGCUAGCUAGAAACAGAAGAAGCAACUCAAGAAUGGAGUCUACAAGGCUUGCCAGCUUACUACUGUGUGUUCUCUAUAUUCUGCAACUGCAUGCCAAAGGUGGCGAAAUGCAUGCAGAUGGGCUAAUAGCAACCGGAGAAAACGUUAUACCUGUCCAAAAGGAACUUUCUGAUAUUGCUACGGCUGGCGCGAGGAAAAUGAUGCUUAGAGACAGGAAAGUGAAGGAGAAUGAAGUUUUGAGGGAAGAGAUUGAGAAACAAAAGGAGCAGAAUGGAGAAACUUCAAGGAUAUCAGGAAAGAGUACUAAUUAUAAUACUUUGAAGAGAACUGGAAAAUCACAAGAUCAAUACGACGAUCAGAAGACAAUAUCGGAAUCAUCAUCAAGCUUAGGAGUUUCUGGGAAGCUGCAAGUCUCUGAUAAAAAUGUUGGUGCUCAUGAUCAUGAUCAUGAUCAUCCUCAUGAGAAAGAUGAAUCACAGAGACUUCUUGACGAAGCAGCUGAUGAGAUUGUGAGCAUGAUGCGCAAGGACUACAGGGGAAUGGGCCGGAAGCCACCCAUCAACAACCACAAGCCCACCGACUGAUCUCACACCUCAUCUCUUCAUAUACAUACAGUAGAUAGAGGUCGAAGAUUUAGGUUUUAGGCUCACAAUUUUGCCCCCACUAUAAGUGAAGUCUCCUAGCAGUGUCUAAAGUAGUAGUAUCAGCAAGCAACUGUUUGUUUUCUUCUUUUUCUUGUCCCCUUGGUGCCUGUUAGAGAGUAGAAACAUAUAUAUGCAUAUGUAUAUGUAUAUGUGUUUGUGUUGUAAAUCAAAUUUUGCAAGUUUAAUUUGAACCUUGAUGUAUGUAUACACUACACUGCUACUAAUU
This is a messenger RNA of Diospyros lotus (date-plum), 901 nucleotides long. RefSeq lists its product as uncharacterized. The transcript is spliced from 5 exons. Lineage: Eukaryota; Viridiplantae; Streptophyta; Magnoliopsida; Ericales; Ebenaceae. The coding region runs from base 64 to 615 and encodes 183 amino acids. Gene Ontology annotation, molecular function: growth factor activity. The record is from RefSeq and is a predicted model, not a curated record. Gene Ontology annotation, biological process: regulation of root meristem growth.